CAAAUAUCGGUGAAUCGUGAAGCUGACAACCCUUUCAUCAUGAACUUCUCUACAGCCUCGUGGUCUUCUCGGCGACUAAAGACUCGUCAUCGAAUUCAAUGACUCGCAAGGCGGCAAAAGCAUGUAUUGCCUGCCGAGACAGGAAGCGCAAGUGUGACCGCUUCAUCCCAAGCUGCUCCCUCUGCUACAGGCUCGGACGUCGCUGCCAGUAUGCGCCUCGUGUCUGCUUGCCGUCUCAGGAUGGGAGAGGCUCCAUUGUCGGCCUGCCUUCUCGACUCAGUGGACCAAGCAUCAGCCCCCUUUCCUCGCCUCGUCUAUUCGAUGAUGGCAACUUCAUUCGCACCAAUGUCAACAAUAUGAUUACUGACAAGCUCAAAACCUCAAUUGGAGAUAUCUCAGAUAUUAGAAAUGCUGCAAUCAAGUAUUUCAAAAGCAUUCAUGUCUGGUUCCCCAUUCUGUCAGAGCUCUCCUAUUAUGAACGCUUCACAAGUGUUUUCGCGCAACCAUGUGCCGAGUACAGCGUCCUGUCCCUGAGUAUAAUGCUUAUCAUCACCACGCCACCCGGAAAGGAGACCUUGAACUCUUUCACAUCUCUCUACAUCCUGGUGAAGAGUUCCAUUGCGAUUGUUGAGGCAGCGAACAUCAACUCCUUGGAGAUCGUGCAAGCUCGACUUCUGGUUUCGUUAUUUGAAUUCGGCCAUGGCAUGCCGGCAGCGUUUAUUUCCAUCGCUGCUACAGUCAGGGCGGCUGUCGCUAUUGGACUCAACCAGACGAUCAAAAGUCCUUGCACAGAUGUGUCGGCAAACUGUUCCAAGUUGGAGGAAUGUCUCCGCGUUUGGUGGGGAAUCGUCAUGCUUGAUAGAAACUAUACACUGGAACGAGGUGAAGGUCCAUGUGCAACCCAAGAUCUCGGAACACCUCGCCACCUGCCGAGGGAUGGCAGUAUCUGGGAUCAGAAGAUCCUAUCCUCCGUUGAGCCAUUGUCUUUAUCCACCCCAUCCAGCGUCCGAGUUGGACCCUUCGCAAGGCAAGCUCAAGUAUCACAUGUACUAGACAUCCUCAUAAUGCACCUACGGGAUCCCAGACCAAAUGGCGUCCUCGACAAGGAAGAAUCAGACCAAAUUGCAAGAACUCUCACAGCUUUCUCUCUACUGUUGCCAGAGGAGACUCCCCAGCCCUGGCCGAGAUACUGUGGAGCGAUUGGCAUGUGCUACAGCGCUCUAAUGACAGUCCACGAAUCUCGUCAAGACCAAGACUCCGCCCUACCUAUCAAACUUGGGGAUAGUCAUUGUCCAGAAUCACUGGCGUCCGCUUUGAGCCGUAUCAACUUCAUUGCGGGCCGAUUCAACGAGAAAAUCGAGCAAGUCGACGUCGAAGCCAUAUCGCCUUUCCCGCCCCGUUCACUGUACAAGACAUCAUCGAUGCAAUACAGACUGUGGAAGCAGACUGGCGAUCCAAAAUGGCUUGAAGCCGCUGAAAGGAUGAAGUUGAUGCUCACAAACUUCAGCAAGAGGUGGAUGAACGCGGCAAAACUCCUAGAUCAAAUUGAAGAAGAUCGCAAAUCCUACGGAAGUGUUUCAUCGAACCAUAGCGAUCCAAGUCUUUCCCAUUCUCUAGUCACCCCUCCUUCCGAGAUCUUAAAAGACCAAGACGAAGUCCAGACAUCCAAGUCGUAUUUUAAACAACCUCGCCAACAGGAUAGUCAGUAUACCCCUCCGGCCCGUCUGCAUACGUCAUCUCAACAUUCCUCUCGGUCAGCCUCAAUCCCAGCCGGAUCUUCUCCACCAGAACAGGAUUACUAAUGAACCACUGUCCGAAUGUAAUGGCAUCCAACUCACCCCUCUCCACCUCAUCAAAGCAGUUCAUUCCGUCAUAUCCACCAGUACUCAACUUUGGUGUCGUCUUCAACACUUCUUCAAACGGCCCCAAAUUGAUCUCCUCCACCUUCGCUUUCACACUCCCAUCUUCCGCCGCUUUGUAAAGAUUCGCCCACUUCACCUCCUGUGAGAGGAAGAGAUCCGUUCGGGGCUGAGUGAGACACACAUACGCUAUCCCCCUCUUCUCAACUUCACUCAAUACAUAAGUGAAGGUGGAGAUGGGAUCAGCAUCCAGU
Messenger RNA from Hyaloscypha bicolor E, 2113 nucleotides. RefSeq lists its product as uncharacterized. Gene Ontology annotation, cellular component: nucleus. The transcript is spliced from 6 exons. Gene Ontology annotation, molecular function: DNA-binding transcription factor activity, RNA polymerase II-specific; DNA binding; zinc ion binding. The record is from RefSeq and is a predicted model, not a curated record. Gene Ontology annotation, biological process: regulation of DNA-templated transcription; DNA-templated transcription. NCBI's taxonomy places the organism in Eukaryota, Fungi, Ascomycota, Leotiomycetes, Helotiales, Hyaloscyphaceae. Bases 99 to 1802 code for a protein of 567 amino acids.